UCGACCAGAGAACUUCCGGUGGUAUAAAAAUUGCCACGAGUUAGCAGCGGAAUCGGAGAGUAUCCAUCUUGAUAAGCAGCCUCCGUAACAUUAAUUUUUACAGCGAUCAACAUGGCUGACGCUGAGCAUCAGUUCAUGGAGACCUCCGAAAAUGGUAACGAAGGCGAGGAGGACCUGAACGGAACGGAGCAACCAGAGCCCGAGACAGAGGAACCGGAGGCAGAGGCAGACGAGAGCUGCACGGCAGAGGGAGAUGAAGUAGCAUUAGCAGCAGAGGAGGAUGAGGAAGAAGAAGAGGAUGUGGCCACUGUGGAGGCACAGGCCGAGGCAGAGGAGGAGGCCGAGGCUGAAGGCGAGGGAGAAGGAGAAGGCGAGGGAGAAGGUGAAGGAGAAGGCGAGGGAGAAGGCGAAGGAGAAGGCGAGGGAGAGGGAGACUCACAAAAUGGAGCGGGCGAGGGGGGACAGAUAAAUGCAAGCAAAGGCGAGGACGACGCUGGGAAAAUGUUUGUCGGUGGGCUGAGCUGGGACACUAGUAAAAAAGACCUGAAAGACUACUUCUCUAAGUUUGGGGAGGUGGCAGACUGCACAAUCAAGAUGGACUCGAACACGGGCCGGUCACGAGGAUUUGGCUUCAUCCUCUUCAAAGAAGCUGCAAGUGUAGAUAAGGUGCUUGAACAGAAGGAACAUAGACUAGAUGGUCGACAGAUAGACCCAAAGAAAGCCAUGGCCAUGAAGAAAGAGCCUGCUAAGAAGAUUUUUGUAGGAGGUCUGAACCCAGAGGCCUCAGAGGAUACCAUCAGAGAAUACUUCGGAGCCUUCGGAGAGAUCGAAACCAUAGAACUUCCUGUUGACCCCAAGUUUAAAAAGAGGAGGGGUUUCAUCUUCAUCACCUACAAAGACGAGACCUCUGUCAAGAAGUGCCUGGAGAAGAAGUUCCACACCGUCGAGGGCAGCAAGUGUGAGCUGAAGAUCGCCCAGCCUAAAGAGGUGUACCAGCAGCAGCAGUAUGGAGGCCGGGGCGGCGGCAGGGGGGGUCGCGGUCGUGGGGGUCAAACUCAGAAUUGGAACCAAGGCUACAGUAACUACUGGAACCAGGGCUACGGUAACCAAGGUUACGGCUAUGGUAGCCAGCAGGGCUAUGGAAACUACGGUGGCUACGGGAACGACUACUACUCUUCCGGUUACUAUGGCUACGGGGGUGGAUACGACUACAACCAGGGAAAUACAAGCUAUGGGAAAACUCCAAGACGUGGAGGCCACCAGAGUAGCUACAAGCCAUACUGAUCACAUGUAGUGCAGGACUCAAGUAACUGAGUGAGAGACUGUGAUGAACGGCAACUAAGACAAGUAUGAUGAUGCAGGACUUGACACUCGACUUUGUGACAACAGACCAUUUGUACAGACCAUCUGAUGAACUGGGGAAGCAAUGUCACUUUUCCACGUUUUUAUUUUAGUCCUUUUUCCCUUUGUUUUUUUUGUUUCUUUUUUUUUUUCCGGUCCACAUUUCCAGGAAUGGAAGUGUAAUUUUUACUGUACUUUUUGGUACCUUUUUUGAAUCUAAUGUAUUGUAAUGGUUGUAUUUUACAUGUCUACUGGAUUUACAUGAGAAUCUGAAGCCAACUGAGCUUUUGAAAUAAAACAAUUUUGAGUAA
Messenger RNA from Hypomesus transpacificus, 1652 nucleotides. RefSeq names its product heterogeneous nuclear ribonucleoprotein A/B-like. The transcript has 9 exons. NCBI's taxonomy places the organism in Eukaryota, Metazoa, Chordata, Actinopteri, Osmeriformes, Osmeridae. Bases 112 to 1284 code for a protein of 390 amino acids. Gene Ontology annotation, cellular component: nucleoplasm. Gene Ontology annotation, biological process: regulation of gene expression. The record is from RefSeq and is a predicted model, not a curated record. Gene Ontology annotation, molecular function: RNA binding.